AUGACUACCAACUCUUUCGGCGGAGCUCUUCCUCGCUUCGACUUCCCUGCUCAACCACAACCCACCAUGUCUCGCAUUGCGCGCAUCAACAAAGCACUUCCAGUAGUCCUGUUCGCAGCCACAGUAACCGCAUUGGCUAUCAAGACAAGACAAAACUUCGAUGCACCCAUCACCACAUCAAUGUUGUUUGCGCGUCCCCAGAAUUUGGUACCUCAAGGGCAACAGGCAAGCAUGGGCAAGAGGAACGGCGAUGUGGGAUUGAAGCCGAAUCAAUGA
Messenger RNA from Fusarium pseudograminearum CS3096, 276 nucleotides. RefSeq lists its product as uncharacterized. The record is from RefSeq and is a predicted model, not a curated record. Lineage: Eukaryota; Fungi; Ascomycota; Sordariomycetes; Hypocreales; Nectriaceae. Bases 1 to 276 code for a protein of 91 amino acids. The transcript has 2 exons.